CGCCAAUGAAAUCGAAACCUCCUAGUAUCUACUUUCAAGUUCCCGCCAUUGUUACCCAAUUGCACAUAUACGCCUGUUAGCCUGUACAUCACUGCACCGUUGACUCUGCGAGACAGAGACCAGCCUCCACCAGACGACGCUGCUGGCCGCCUACCGGCUACCGUGCUCUCCCGGCUGCCCAAACCCGUCAGUCCACCAAACGCCCAGCCUGAUUGCUGGUCAGCCUCCGCCACCCGCUCGCCUGCUGCACUGCCGCACCUACACCGCUACACGUCGUAUAAAUACCCCAAUAUCCGUCACUAUUCAUCAAGUCCAGUCGGAAAUGGAUUUCUUUGCCAAAAAGCUCGGCCUCUCUGAGAACAAGAUGUUCAUCCGUAAAGCUGCCGAGCUCCGACGUCAGGCCGAUAUCCAAUUUGAUUCAUCCGUUAUCGGCGUUGGUGAAGUAUGCAAAGCCAUCAUCUGCCUUGAAAUCGCUGCUUCUGGGAUGGGUGUGAUAUUUGAUCGUCAGGCUGCAAUCAAAUUGAGUGGAAUGACAGAAAAGGCUUACAAUAGAUCAUUCAAUUCAUUGCAGAAUGGCAUUGGAGUCAAGAGUAAGCUUGAUAUUAGUGAAUUGGCUAUUCAGUUUGGGUGCAUUAGGCUGAUACCUAUUGUUCAGAAGGGUCUAGCACUAUACAAAGACCGAUUUGUUACUUCACUGCCGCCUUCGCGUAGGCUAAGUGCAGAUUUCUCUAGGUCUGUCUUUACUGCUGUAGCAUUUUAUUUAAGUGCCAAAAAGCACAAGUUGAAGGUGGACAAGGUUAAGUUAAUUGAGAUCUGUGGUACUUCAGAUUCUGAAUUUGCAAGUGUUUCUACAUCCAUGAAGGACUUGUGCUUUGAUGUUUUUGGGAUAUCAAAGGAAAAGAAAGAUGCCAAGGAAAUCCAAGGCAACCGAGAGCUGCUUGAUGCUUUGCCUGAGAAGAGAAGGAUAGAGGAUGGUGGCUAUUCAUCUGAUGAGGAUCAGUCUUACUACAAGAGGCAAAAACUAAUGCACAAACAAGAAUAUGAGAAUUGGAAAUCUACGGUUGUGAACUCCAACCAUCACUUCAAAUCUAAAGCUCCAUUGAAGCGCACCAAACAAGUCCGGCUAAACUUCCCGAAAAAGGUUUCAGAAUCAGAAGUAGAUGUGGCAUGAUACACAUGCAACAUGUUUGUAAUAAUUGUCGAAUGGUGUUAGCAUUUUACCAUGGCUAGGAACACAGAUCCAAAAAUAUCAAGGAUAAUGAUCUCCCUGAAUUAUUGUUAGUUGACAUCUGAGGUGGGGCUGAAAAUGCUUACUGGUUUUACUGUCUACACAGCAGCAGUUUCAUUUUUGGUAUGUAUGAGUAUAUUACUGAGUAUGAUUCAUGCUCAAGGUACUAAAAAAAGGACAAGAAAAUGUGUUGUUUUUCUGAAUAAUUCAUGAAAGAAUAGAAUAACUAAGAUGCUUAGAUUCAGAUUGUGUACACCCCUGUCAAGAGCAUCCUUCAGAGCAGCCUGAGUUUCUGCAUUAUUAUAUUGUUCCAACAUCAUACUUUGAAGGCCAUUUCCAUCAUUUGCAAUGGAGCCAAAGAUUCACUAUUUUUUGGCUUGAGAAUAUGAUGGAAUAAAGCACAAUGACUCACUAAACUGUCUGCGCUUCUUUAUUGUGAGGCAGCCGUCAAUCCAUGUAUUUUUCGACGCGAUUUCACUAUGGGUCAUUCGGAAACAGUCUCUCUGUGCUUUAGUACAAGGGUAAGACUGCGUACAUCCGACCCUCCUUACCCCACCGUAGGUGGGAGCCUUUGCGGCACUGGGGUAAUGAUGAUGAUGAUGAUCAUACUUUGAAGGCCCUCUCUAUUCAGAGAUUUGCUGAGGAAUAAAUAACAUGGCAUUUGAUCAUCCAAUGAAUGGACUAUAAACUCCCAAUACAUGUUUGGAUACAGUGUCUUUUGCAUUUAUGUUGUAUUUAGAUCUCCAUUAGCAAUUGACUCAAUCUGAGAGUUUCUCCAUUAGCAAUAAUGAUACAAAAAAGCCCUAAUGCCGCAACACCUUAGAAACAGGAUGGACCCUUCACACAAUAUGGCCUUCAUUCAGUCAUUCCAUACUAUUCCUUCUAGUUCUUAAUUCCCACAACUAUCUCGCAAGCAACGCAAGCAACGCAAGCAUUAAGCCAUCAAGAACCCAUGUAAAGGUUAAUCUCACUUUCCCUACUUUGGGAUAGCACAAGCUUUUCAAAGAUACACACAUGAAGAUAAAAAUAUGCAAUGUAUAAGAAUGAUUUUUAAGACUCAAUGAAUCAGAAAAUUACCUCCAGUUCCUUUGAGCAGAUUCAAUAGACUCAACACUAGGUUUGGCAGAUAUGACAAUGAUAAGAUCAUCUAUUGAGAGCUUAUUUCUGAGACCUUUAAUGUUUCUACCAAGUUUCUAGAAGAGCUGAAAGAGAACCUUCCAAUACGUGAUGUAUGUAUUUCUAAGAAGAAAACUGCCUUUAAUUCCUGCAAUAUUGUUUCUGGUCAUGCUUUUAGCAGAUUAAACUCUACAGUGGCUGCCCAAUGAAUUAGUAUAUCACCUUUGUUGUCAGCUUUAACUCUACAGUGAGGUUUCCAUUUAGCACUGUCAAAGGAAGUCAAACAAUAUCUGUGGUGUGAUAGACUAUCACCCAUAAUGAUCUAAAAGCUUGAAUCUUUAAAAGCUUCUAUGAUGCUGAAACAAACAAAAUUUUGUGCUUUCAAGUGAAUUCUCCAAAUCUCUUGAGGGCAGCCCCUGAACCAAUUUCAUAUAGAAGAAUGAGGAAGAUUGUCUUCUUUUCUUGAGCUUAUUUGCUUGAUUCCCAUAUCUUACCUGAGUAUAAUUACGAACAUUAAGCCUAGCAGAGAACUUUCUGUCUUCAUGGAUUCUUCCAAGGGAAAGGUAUAAUAGCUGUCUGAAAUGGCUCAGUAACCUCUUUGCACCAAUCAAAUGCUAAUAAAAUGAAGAAAUAAAUUACGAAGAUGGACACCUCUUUCUGUCUUACGAAGAUAGUUAAAUCUUCCAUUAUAGCUCUAGUCCUUAAAAUGCUAUUAUGUUCAUUCAGAAGCAACAAACCUCUUCGAACUGAUAUGGUAUUGAGCAAGAUCAGCAAAAACCACGCACUGAUUUUGACUGGACUGGAUUGCAGUUGUUGAUGAGCAGAUUGCCGAAGGAAAU
Cuscuta europaea is the source of this 3183-nucleotide messenger RNA. The record is from the annotation of a GenBank genome assembly. NCBI's taxonomy places the organism in Eukaryota, Viridiplantae, Streptophyta, Magnoliopsida, Solanales, Convolvulaceae.